AUUUUAUAUUUUUUAUAUAAUGGGUCGAAGAAAAAGUAAAAGAAAGCCACCAAGCAAGAAAAAAGCAAUUCAACCAUUAGAUACCCAAUUUAAUUGUCCAUUUUGUAACCAUGAAAAAUCAUGUGAGGUUAAGAUGGAUAAAUCAAGAAACACUGCAAGAAUUACAUGCAGAGUUUGUUUGGAGGAUUUUCAAACAACAAUUAAUUUACUUUCGGAACCUUUAGAUGUCUACAAUGAUUGGAUUGAUGCAUGUGAAAGUGCAAAUUGAAAAUUAUUGUUAUUUUAAUGUUUAAUUCAAAUUUAAACAUUAACAAACAUUUAUCAAAUUAUUAUUGAUAGACCUAUUUAUUUCUUUGAUUUGCUAAAUUGUAAACAUUUUAUAAUAUAAUGAAUAUUGAAUUGUACACAACGCAUAAGUAAUUGUAUACAACGCAUAAGUAAUUGUACACAACGCAUAAGUAAGAACUUUGCUUAUAUAUGCUUUAUAUAUUACUGAAAAGAUAUUUAUAAUUCUGUAAAUUUAAUAUUUUAUUAGUUCAAAAUAAUACAACUUUAUAUAUGUCUUAUAUAUAAUUAUUAUAUAUAAUUAUAGUAUAGAUACAGGUCAUUAAUUUUAAUUAUAUGAUAUUCGUAUAAAAAUAACAAAAAUAAUAAAAAAUAUAAUUGUAAUAACCUAUGCGUGUAAGAAAAGGAUAUGUAAUAUUUUGUAAUAAAUGUUUUUAUCAUACACAUUAUGUAUUAUGUAAAUAAUAAUGAAAAAAAUAAAUCUUUUAUAAUGUUUUAA
Apis cerana (Asiatic honeybee) is the source of this 784-nucleotide messenger RNA. RefSeq names its product transcription elongation factor 1 homolog. Lineage: Eukaryota; Metazoa; Arthropoda; Insecta; Hymenoptera; Apidae. The record is from RefSeq and is a predicted model, not a curated record. Gene Ontology annotation, cellular component: transcription elongation factor complex. Gene Ontology annotation, biological process: transcription elongation by RNA polymerase II. Gene Ontology annotation, molecular function: RNA polymerase II complex binding.